Messenger RNA from Paramisgurnus dabryanus, 3658 nucleotides. It is a transcript of the gene rbms1a, whose product is annotated as RNA binding motif, single stranded interacting protein 1a. Lineage: Eukaryota; Metazoa; Chordata; Actinopteri; Cypriniformes; Cobitidae. Gene Ontology annotation, molecular function: RNA binding. Gene Ontology annotation, cellular component: ribonucleoprotein complex. The record is from RefSeq and is a predicted model, not a curated record.
CCGAGAUCAAUGAACCAGGCGAUUUACAGAAACCGGUCGGACGACCCAAGGUGGGAAUAAACCAUCGGUUAACGAGUUUCUUUUUUAAAAUAUUAUUUCGCAGAAAUCUCACCAGAUCAAGCACGGAUUAUCACUUUACCCCGAUCGUGACAUUCAAAGUGUGCGAUGUGGAAAAUUUACAGUUCACUACUGUAACCUAAUAUCAAGUGAUUUCCAGAGUAGUUUUUUUUAUUCAUCGUUGGGUCAGAUAACACAAGGGAAUAGAUGAUGAUCUUCGCAAACACGGCCAAUCCACUGAGAACUCCGUCGUAUCGAAAGCAGCCUCCUGUUGCUCCGCCCACCCUUCCAAUGGCUCCGCCCAGCCCAAGCACCAACAACAGCAGUAGCAGCAGCAGCAGCACGACCGGCUGGGAGCAACUCAGCAAAACAAACCUCUACAUUCGCGGGUUACCGCCAGGAACUACAGAUCAUGAACUUGUCAAACUCUGUCAGCCAUACGGUAAAAUCGUGUCCACCAAAGCCAUUCUUGACAAGACUACAAACAAAUGCAAAGGGUACGGGUUUGUGGAUUUCGACAGCCCCGUGUCUGCACAAAAAGCCGUCGCAGCCCUUAAGACCAUCGGAGUUCAGGCUCAGAUGGCCAAGCAGCAGGAGCAGGACCCGACUAACCUGUACCUGUCCAACCUGCCCGUGUCCAUGGAUGAGCAAGAGCUGGAGAACCUUCUCAAACCCUUCGGACAGGUCGUCUCCACGCGCAUCCUCCGUGACGCUAAUGGGAUCAGCCGGGGAGUGGGCUUCGCCAGGAUGGAGUCUACAGAGAAAUGUGAUGCUGUGAUUUCUCACUUCAAUGGGAAGUUCAUUAAAUCCUCCUCUGGAAUGCUGGGGGCAUCAGAGCCAUUGCUUUGUAAGUUUGCUGACGGCGGGCAGAAGAAGAGACAAAGUCAGGCUAAAUACAUCACUAAUGGCAGAACCUGGACACGAGACGCCGAGGUGAGACUAAGUGGAAUGACUUUGACCUACGACCCCAGUACUGCCCUUCAAAAUGGGUACUACCCUGCUCCGUAUCCAAUGGGGAAUCGGUUGAUGGCUCAGCCAGGGGUAUCUCCAUACAUGUCUCCCAUCUCUGCUUACCAGGUACAGAAUCCCUCAUGGAUGCCACAUCAGUCUUACAUCAUGCAGCAUCCGGGAGCAGUUUUGUCGCCCUCUAUGGAGCAUCCUAUGUCACUGCAGCAGUCCGCUAUGUUGGCUCCCCUCACCCAGCAGAUGGGCCAUCUCUCUCUGGGCGGCACUGCAGCCGUACGGUCCUCUCACACAGAUUACAUGUUCAUUCCUGCCAACACAGCAAUGCCAGGAGCUUACAUCCCUCAAUACGCCCACAUCCAACCAGCUGCUAUCCAGUCCGAGCAGGAAACCAGCGUACAGCCGCAAGAUGUUUCCUCUUCUGAUCCUUCAUCAUACCCUUUCCAACCCAACAAGCAAUAAAACGGUUAACUGUCUAUGGUCAAAGGCAGAUACAGUCUGCUUCAAGUUACUAUGGUAACACCUUUUGCUUUCUUUUAGAGGAAGUGACAUCAUUGAGGAAGUGACACUCGUGCACAGUUUUCAGAAAAUUUGUCCAUGGUUUAAUCAGCCGAUUCAAGAGAUCAACGGCAAACCUCUCUUGAAGGUGCAAAUGUUUUACAAUAUUACACCAACUAUGGACAAAAAAAUGGGAGCAGAGUUUUAUUUUGCUAGAAAGAAGAAGGUGAAGAUGGCAAAUGCUUAUUUUUUACCAAGGACUAUUUACACAGACCAUGUCUGUGAAUAAUGUAGUGAGUGCUGAUGGUGAUGAGACCUUUCGAUGCAUGACAUUUUUUAAAAUAUGGUUUUUAAUAUGUUUUUAUAGAUAAAAGAUAUUUGCCGUUGCAAUCAAAAUGAAGAGGUUUUUGUUUGCUUUUGGUCUUCCACUUUUUGCCUUUUAGUAGUGGGUGGGGUUUAGAAUAAUGCAAUGCUUGCUGGCUAUUGGUCCUUAUUCUUGUCUUUAAAAGCAAACGCUUUUUUUCACUUUUUUAGUUUUGCUCUGAAUCAAAGAUGUUUUGUUUCAGGGACUGUGUGUCUGUUGUGAAUAAGGUUUUAUCAUCCAUGUGUAAAGUCUGGUAGAUAUAGAAGCGGAUAAUGAGAUGAAGAUUGGGUAGGUGGGUGGGUGGGAUUUUAGUGGGAGGCGGGGCAUGACUGUUUGGGUUGAGUGGGAGGGGUCAGGCUAUCUGAGGUAUGUGUGGGGUGGUGGGUGGGACUAAUAAAAGAGAUAUGGUGGAUUUAAGAAAGCUGACGUUUUUCCUUCUGUUCUAGGCUGGUUGUGACUUUUUUAGUGCCAUUUUUUUAUUUAUUUCUAUUUCUCUUUGUUUAAUUUGUUUUUUUUUAACACAUCAAACACAUCAGGAUUUCUUUGAUGUUCAGAACAAGGCAGAAGUGCAAUGUUUCAUUAGAUAGGAAACAAGACAUUUAUCAAUUUACUUACAUAGCAGAUAUUUAAUGUACUUUGCAAGUCAAUAAAAUUAUUUCCAGCACUCGCAAUUCGCUGAAAUAUCCAUAAUAGCAUUCAUUAUGUGACUUAAAUCUCAAUUUGACACCACAACGUUAUUCAGUGCUCGAAAAAUAACAUGCAACUUGAAGGCAACUAUGACACUUUCCACCAAAGACUUUUCUUGUCUACUAUUUGAAGACUUUACAACAGCAAGGACUACUGCGUUGGGGUUUUAGUAAAACUGAAUAGUUGUUUGAUCAUUGGCAUAUCUGUUUUCCUCAAUCUUGGCUUUCAGCUUUACUCUAGUUUUCCUAAAUGUGUACAUCUCUGAGCAGGAAGAAGGGAUGACUUAACAUGUUCAUAACACAAGCCUGUCAUCUUUAAUACAGUUAGAUUAGCUGAAGUCUGUGUGUCUGUGUGUGAUUGUGUAUUUAGAUGUCCAGGUCAGCUUGGCAUUUGAUCUACCUCAGAGUUGUAUCUGUUGUCUGAUUGGUCAGGUUGCAGGUCUAUCCUGCCCAAUCAGAUAUAAAAGCACCGGCUCAGGAGCUGGUGUCAUGCAGAACUUCAUCUUUAAUGCGUCUAUUUGUCCUUCUCUAUAAUAAAUCAAGUUUCUGUAUCUGUAUGUCUUUCUGUUGUUGUUGUUUUUGUUGGUUUUUUACAUUGCAUUGUGGUGUUUUAAGCUUGAUUGUGUGGAGAAUUUCUGUUCUGUCCAUAUUCUUCCUGAUAGGUUCUGCAAGGCUUGUGUAAUUUUUCCUGCAUUUUAUUUUUUUUUAUCCACAUGAACUACCUUUUCUUGACGUUUUUUUGUUUGUUUUGCUGUAGCCUCUUUUUGUUUAGAGGCCUGAUUUGAUCAACCAAAGUGAAAAUUUAUCAUGGUGAACACAUACAUUCAUUGGACCGCCGGAGUUCAUUUCGGCUGUCAAAAUAAAAGUCUCUGAACGUUAAUUAUUGACACGGUGUAAUAAAUACAGGACUGUUGUUAAAAUGCUGAAUUUUUUUAAUGGUUUUAUCUGGACAUGCACGUCCAAUAAAAUAAAAACCUGCUUUUGUGCUCUUCUAUUUUUCCUUUAUUUUUUUAUUUAAAUGUUUUUUUGUUUUCUAUAUUUUUCUGUUGUGAAAAGAAAACUUUUCAAAUUAAAAGAGCUCAAACACGUC